GUCGGAACCACCUUGCGUGAUCAUUAGCUGAAUAACAGAAAACCAGCCUCUGCGAAACUGAACCACCACACGCCGAAAAGAUGGCUGUUUGGCGAUUGUAUCACACAUCUCGAGUUGCUCGCCCGAGAAGCUCUGCGGGCUCAACUUUAGCCGUCGGACACUCCCGAACCGGCAACGCUCAACAACGAACUGCUCCGCGCUCAGGGGAAUCGCUUGGAAAGAUGAAUAAUCGGCGGAACGGCGGGUUCCGCUCUCUUCACCCCACCAAGGUUAUAUCAUGCGUCGCGAUACCCCGAUGAGAUAAAUACGUCUCUUCACCCUCACUAUCCCGCAUCACAAUGGUUCUCAAACUCCACGGCUCUCCUGUGUCAACAUGCACCAAGCGUGUGGCCAUGGUGCUCCACGAGAAGAACGUGCCGUUCGAAUUCCAUCCCGUCGACCUCGCCAAGGGGGAACAAAAGGCUCCUGAAUUCAUCUCGCGUCAGCCGUUCGGCCAGGUUCCCUACAUAGACGAUGACGGCUUUAUCCUUUACGAAAGCCGCGCGAUUUCGGAGUACAUCGCUACAAAAUAUGCCGACCAAGGCACACCACUGGUCCCAAAGGACAUCAAGGAUUACGCUCUCUUCCGGCAAGGUGCUUCAAUUGAAACAUCCCACUUCGAUCCUCAUGCUUCGAAACUCGCAUACGAAAGAUUCAUUAAACCUAUUUACGGCUUGCAAACCAGCGAGGAAGCCGCGAAGCAAGCUGAAGACCUUCUUAAUGCAAAAUUAGAUGUAUACGAACAAAUCCUCAGCAAACAGAAAUACAUUAGCGGAAACGCCCUCACGCUUGCCGACUUAUUCCACCUGCCAUAUGGUGCGUUGCUCGCUCUUUGUAAAUGCGACGCCAUUGAGAAAAGACCUGCGGUUGCCAAAUGGUUCAAUGAGCUCGUUUCUCGUCCAUCUUGGCAAGCUGUUCAGGGAGGUGUAAAGGGAACAGCUUGACUCUGCCCGGUGUCAAUAGUCUUCCAACCAAAGAUGUAAACGUUCGGCCGCAAUUAGGUCCCGGGUUAUCACGCCAUCACUGUCGGGGAUUUUCUACUCCAAUAUCCCUUAAUAGAUAUCUGUGGUUAUAACAGAAGAGUUAAUAUGACAAUCCAAAUAAAUCUGC
Coccidioides immitis RS is the source of this 1149-nucleotide messenger RNA. Its product is annotated as glutathione S-transferase. Gene Ontology annotation, cellular component: cytoplasm. Lineage: Eukaryota; Fungi; Ascomycota; Eurotiomycetes; Onygenales; Onygenaceae. Gene Ontology annotation, molecular function: glutathione binding; glutathione transferase activity. The transcript is spliced from 6 exons. The record is from RefSeq and is a predicted model, not a curated record. Bases 339 to 983 code for a protein of 214 amino acids.